AUGGGGAUAAACAUAGAAGUAUCUGCAGGAGAAACUUUGAAUCCAAGAGACAAGAGUGUAGCAUGUUUUUAUCUGCUAGCCUUUGCAUUGGUCCCAGGAGAGGAUGUUGACAAUUGGGAUUGGUUUACGUGCAAUCUUAGCAGCAUUGUUGAUGACCGUCCUAUCACCUUUUUGUCUGAUCGUGAUGAAGGAUUGUUGAGGGCUAUUCCUAAACACUUUCCUACUUACCAUCAUGGCUAUUGUUACUACCACUUGCAAGGAAACUUACCAAUCAGGAAAUCGGACGAGAAGUACAAAGAAGUUAUGGCUUGUUUCAAAAAAGAAACUUAUGCUCUCACACCAGCAAGAUAUGAAGAAGCACUAAUAGAAAUGGAUUUAAUGGGAAGGCCUGGGGUUGCUGAGUAUUGCCGCAAUAUGCCUAGGGAACAUUGGUCCAGCGCGUUCUUCACUGGCUGUAGAUUUGGUCAGACUACAUCAAGCGUUGCUGAGUCCUUCAAUAAUUGGAUUCGGAAAGACAAGAGGUUGCCUGCCUGCGCCCUCGUUGACAUGAUCAGGUUACGCGUUAUGGAGUUGAUGAAUGAACGUCGCGAAAUGAGUCUUUUGAUGGACCCAGAGAAGCUCACUCCUACCUACGAGGCGUUACUUAAAGAACAUAUUCAAAUUGGUCGAGUUUGGAAUGUUACUCAGUCAUCUGCGUAUGAGUAUGAGAUUCAUUCGCCUAGGUCUCACACUGUUGAUCUGCUGAACAAGACUUGCACCUGCCAAAGAUGGCGUGUUUAUGAUUAUAUCGAAGACUACUUCAAAGUUACAAAUUUUCAGCAGCUGUAUUCAAUUGCUAUCAGACCAAUCCCUAACUACAACAGGCCAGAGCAGUAUCUGCCAGAGGAUACUAUUUUUCCACCCCAUCCACGAGUUCCACCAGGUAGGCCAAAGAGUGCUGAAAUUAUGUACUGUUUGAUAUCUUUCUGGGACAAGGUUGAUUUCCAAGUUUGUUCAAGACUUUCUGAGCACAACUAUUAUGUACUGUGUGUUCAAUUAAGACACACCAAACAAAGAGACCAGCUCUGA
This is a messenger RNA of Papaver somniferum (opium poppy), 1068 nucleotides long. RefSeq lists its product as uncharacterized. Bases 1 to 1068 code for a protein of 355 amino acids. The transcript has 7 exons. The record is from RefSeq and is a predicted model, not a curated record. Lineage: Eukaryota; Viridiplantae; Streptophyta; Magnoliopsida; Ranunculales; Papaveraceae.